CGCGGGACCGGCAAACCGACGGGGAAAGCGAAGGCAUGGGCCUUGCGCGCGACAUUGCGAAAGAGAUCAUAGGGGCGCUGGCGGUGCUGGCGCUGGUGUUUCUCGCGUUUGCGCAUCAACCUUUGGCCAUCGCAACCGCCGAUGACGGGCUUUCCUAUUCGGUCGCCGACCUUUCGUUCUGCGGUGGUGCGCCCGGCGAUAAGGGCACCGGCCAUUCGCCCUGCCACGCCUGCCGGGCCGGGCUUGCCGACCUUCCUGCGGGCCCCUGCGUCACCGAGCCCGCUUAUGCCCCCUUUGCUUUGGCCCGGUUUACGCUCGCCGACGACCUGGUGGUCCGACAGCAUCCAUUUUCGCCCCACAAAUCACCGAUGAUCCAUAUAGCUUCCCGCGCGGCGCUUGCCGCCGCAUACGCCCUUGCCAUCGCAUCGCCCGCCAUGGCGCAUAUGACCUUCGAGACCGCGCAAUCGGCGCCGGGCGAAACCUUUCGGGGCGUCCUCGUUUUGCCCCAUGGCUGCGAUGGCGCCCCGACCGACGCGGUGCGCGUGACGCUGCCCGACGGCUUUGCCGAUGUGAGCGCCCAGGCCAAGGACGGCUGGGUGCUCGAAACGUCGGAACACAAUGGUCGGGUGAGCCGGAUCGUCUGGUCGGGCGGUUCGGUGCCCGAUGACGGACACGAGACCUUUGCCUUUACCGGGAAGUUUGCAAGCGAUUUGCCCGAGACCGACAUAUCGUUUGCGGUCGAGCAGAUGUGCGGCGAGGUUUCGCUUGGCUGGGAGCCGGCGGUGAGCCUUGGCGAUGAACCGGCCGAUCAAGGGCACGAUGGCGGCGAUGCCAUCACGGUUGGCGAUCUGGAGCUUUCGGGCGCGUUCGCGCGCGCAACCCUGCCCAAUGCCCCCGUGGGCGGGGGUUAUGUGACGAUCACCAAUACCGGCGAUCGGCCCGACCGGCUGGUUUCCGCGCAAUCUUGGUUUUCGCCCGACGUGCAGAUCCACGAAAUGGCUGUGGUCAACGACGUCAUGAACAUGCAGCACUUGCCCGAGGGGCUCGAAAUCCCCGCCGGGGAAACC
Molecule: messenger RNA, 1067 nt
Organism: Symbiodinium necroappetens
Lineage: Eukaryota; Dinophyceae; Suessiales; Symbiodiniaceae
Source: the annotation of a GenBank genome assembly